UAAAUAGACAGUCAUUCUAGGCUAUAUCUCACACAUCAUCUAUAACGAGCUUACACAGCAAUGGAGACUCGUAACUUGACUGUCAAGCAAGUUUCCUACUGCCUUUUUCUUAGCAUUUUUGUAAUCUUCAGUUUCCAAGCUCAUUUCUCUGAAGCAGAAACUCACUACCGAGAGUUUGUUAUUCAAGCUAAACCAGUGAAGAGGCUGUGCAGAACCCAUAACACAAUUACAGUGAAUGGACUGUUUCCAGGACCAACAUUGGAAGUGCGCGAUGGCGAUACUCUUGUGAUCAAAGCAGUAAAUAAUGCUAGAUACAAUGUUACCCUCCACUGGCAUGGAAUCCGACAGCUGCGAAAUCCGUGGGCGGAUGGACCUGAUCGUGUCACUCAAUGCCCCAUCCGACCAGGAAGGAGUUAUACAUACCGGUUCACAAUUGAAAAUCAAGAGGGGACUUUGUGGUGGCAUGCUCAUAGCAGAUGGCUUAGAGCCACCGUUUAUGGUGCUCUAAUCAUUCAUCCUAAAUUGGGUUCUCCAUAUCCAUUCCCUAUGCCCAGGACAGAAAUUCCCAUUCUUCUCGGGGAGUGGUGGGACAGGAACCCUAUGGAUGUCUUGAGGAUAGCAGAUUUCACAGGUGCAGCACCAAAUAUAUCCGAUGCUUAUACCAUCAAUGGCCAACCUGGCGAUCUCUAUAGAUGCUCAAAGCAAGAAACUGUGAGAUUUCCUGUGGGUUCUGGGGAAACAAUCCUCCUAAGGGUCAUAAAUUCUGCCCUGAACCAAGAACUCUUCUUUGGAGUGGCCAACCAUAUACUGACAGUAGUUGCUGUAGAUGCUGCCUACACCAAACCUUUCACAACCUCAGUCAUCAUGAUAGCUCCUGGUCAGACAACUGAUGUCCUCCUCACUGCUGAUCAAACCCCAGGUCACUACUACAUGGCAGCUCGUGCCUAUAACUCAGCCAACGCACCUUUUGACAAUACCACCACAACUGCAAUCCUUGAAUACAAGACAGCUCCUCGCAAUGCCAAGAAAGGAAAGCAGUCAACACCCAUCUUCCCACGACUCCCAGGCUUCAACGACACAAACAGUGCGAUUGCAUUCACUUCCCGUCUAAGGAGCCCUUCCAAGGUUAAAGUCCCACUUCAGAUUGAUGAAAACCUAUUUUUUACAGUGGGGCUAGGACUCAUCAACUGCACCAAUCCUAAUAGCCCUCGCUGCCAAGGUCCAAAUGGAACUCGUUUCGCAGCUAGCAUAAACAAUAUGUCUUUUGUACUCCCAAAAAGAAACUCACUAAUGCAGGCCUACUACCAAGGCCAACCUGGAAUCUUUACCACAGACUUUCCACCUGUCCCCCCUGUAAAAUUUGAUUACACUGGCAACGUCAGCCGAGGACUAUGGCAGCCUGUUAAAUCAACUAAGCUUUACAAAUUGAAAUUUGGUGCGAAGGUACAAAUAGUGUUGCAGGAUACCAGUAUAGUCACAGUUGAGGACCACCCAAUGCAUCUCCAUGGAUACCAUUUCGCAGUUAUAGGGUCAGGCUUUGGUAACUUCAACCCUCAAACAGAUCCAGCAAGGUUCAACCUCAUUGAUCCACCAUAUAGGAAUACCAUUGGAACCCCUCCUGGUGGAUGGGUAGCCAUCCGGUUCGAGGCUGAUAAUCCAGGAAUCUGGUUCAUGCACUGUCAUUUAGAUUCACAUCUCAAUUGGGGUUUGGGUAUGGCUUUUCUAGUUGAGAAUGGAGUUGGCAAGUUGCAGUCUGUACAGCCUCCCCCACUUGAUCUGCCUCGGUGUUAAAGAUCACACCAUUAAAAGGCUCACCAACAAUUGCAUCUAGUCUUCUCAGUUGAUGAUCAAUUUACAGUUUCUAAAGUCAGUCCUAAGAUAUAAAUGGAUUUGUUUGUCUGAAUCCAGAGAUGCAUGUAUUCUAAGCUAGCUUAUUUUCUACUAGUUAUGUCCCUAGAAGGACUAUGUUCUAUUAAGCAAUUGAUUUGGUACGUGUCUGGAUUGAGUGUAUUUGUUUUAAAAUCAAGAAAAUUUUCUGAAA
This is a messenger RNA of Populus trichocarpa (black cottonwood), 2041 nucleotides long. RefSeq names its product laccase-3. The transcript has 6 exons. Gene Ontology annotation, cellular component: apoplast. The record is from RefSeq and is a predicted model, not a curated record. Gene Ontology annotation, molecular function: hydroquinone:oxygen oxidoreductase activity; copper ion binding. Bases 61 to 1791 code for a protein of 576 amino acids. Gene Ontology annotation, biological process: lignin catabolic process. NCBI's taxonomy places the organism in Eukaryota, Viridiplantae, Streptophyta, Magnoliopsida, Malpighiales, Salicaceae.